AUGAGUCCACAACCAGUUACUCUUCAUUUAAGAGCUGAAACCAAACCAUUGGAAGCUAGAGCAGCUUUGACUCCAUCCACUACCAAACAAUUACUUGAUGCUGGAUUCAAAGUUUAUGUUGAAGAAAGCUCACAGUCCACAUUUGACAUCAAAGAAUAUGAAGAUGUUGGUGCUGAAAUUGUCCCUGAGGGUUCAUGGAAAGAAGCUCCUAAAGACCGUUUGAUUAUUGGGUUGAAAGAAUUGCCUGAAAAUGAGACGUUCCCGUUGGUACAUGAACACAUUCAAUUUGCUCAUUGUUAUAAAGAUCAAGCUGGGUGGGAAACUGUAUUGGGUAGAUUCCCUGCUGGAAAUGGAACCUUGUAUGACUUGGAGUUUUUAGAGAAUGACCAAGGUAGAAGAGUUGCCGCUUUUGGAUUUUAUGCUGGUUUCGCAGGUGCUGCUAUAGGUGUAUUGGAUUGGGCAUUCAAACAAACUCAUGGCGAUGAUGAAAACUUACCUGGUGUAACUCCAUAUCCUAACGAAGAUGCUUUGAUUAGUUAUGUCAAGGGCGAAUUGCAAAAAGCAUUGGAGAAAACAGGCGGUAAGUACCCUACCGCUUUAGUCAUUGGUGCCUUGGGUAGAUGUGGGUCUGGUGCUAUUGAUUUUUUCAAAAAAGUUGGUAUUCCUGAUGAAAACAUUGCCAAAUGGGAUAUGCAGGAAACAGCCAAAGGUGGACCAUUCAAGGAAAUUGUUGAUUCAAAUAUUUUCAUCAAUUGUAUAUACUUGUCACAGCCAAUUCCUCCAUUUAUCAAUUAUGAGAGUUUGAAUGUUGAUGAUAGGAAAUUGACGACUAUAGUUGAUGUUAGUGCUGAUACAACCAACCCACAUAAUCCAAUUCCAGUAUAUGAAAUUGCCACUGUUUUCAAUGAGCCUACUGUUGACGUUAAAACUACAAAGGGUCCUAAAUUGUCUGUAUGUUCAAUUGACCAUUUGCCAAGUCUAUUACCAAGGGAAGCUUCUGAAUUCUUUUCCAAGGAUUUGAUGCCAAGUUUGUUGCAAUUACCUGAAAGAGAUACUGCCCCAGUUUGGGUUAGAGCUAAACAAUUGUUUGACAAAAACGUUGCCAGAUUACCAAAAAAUUAG
Molecule: messenger RNA, 1122 nt
Organism: Lodderomyces parapsilosis
Lineage: Eukaryota; Fungi; Ascomycota; Pichiomycetes; Serinales; Debaryomycetaceae
Gene: LYS1
Product: saccharopine dehydrogenase (NAD+, L-lysine-forming)
Exons: 1
Coding region: 1-1122 (373 amino acids)
Cellular component (GO): cytoplasm
Molecular function (GO): saccharopine dehydrogenase (NAD+, L-lysine-forming) activity
Source: RefSeq, a predicted model, not a curated record